Salmo salar (Atlantic salmon) is the source of this 4071-nucleotide messenger RNA. Its product is annotated as carbonic anhydrase 5B, mitochondrial. The record is from RefSeq and is a predicted model, not a curated record. Gene Ontology annotation, cellular component: mitochondrion; cytoplasm. Lineage: Eukaryota; Metazoa; Chordata; Actinopteri; Salmoniformes; Salmonidae. Gene Ontology annotation, molecular function: carbonate dehydratase activity; zinc ion binding.
ACAGCACCAGACUAUUAUUCCUCCUCCACCAAACUUUACAGUUGGCACUAUGCAUUGGAGCAGGUAGUGUUCUCUGGCAUUCACCAAACCAAGAUUCGUCUGUCAGACUGCCAGAUGGUGACGCGUGAUUCAUUACUCCAGAGAAAGUGUUUCCACUGCUCCAGAAUCCAAUGGCGGCAAGUUUUACACAAUGUUUUGUGAAAUAGCCACACCCGUCCACAUACUUACUUCAUGAAUAUCUAGUAGAUUGUAACGAGCUGUGAUCUAUUAGUCAUUGCAGGAUAGCUACUGUUUGGCAUAGCACAGAGAAUUUUCGAUCAACCUUAACUUGGCGACACUAUCUUCGUCCUCGAUUCGGUCAAACAUAUCUUCUAAUAGGUCUGUGUUCAGUUGCAGGUGGUUCAUUCGAAUUUAGAAAAAAAAGGCCUAUCCUUACUAGCAUUUUCAGGUACAGUAGCAAAAUGGAUAAUUGGAAAUACAUUUUUCCAUGAAAUACCUUUUCCAAACGACCUUUCUACAUAUAUAAGUUAAGCAUUGGCAGAGCGGUCAGUGACUGAUGUAAAUUGCAUCAUAGGCAGUUAUUGUUUCGCAGCCCAAUGGCAAAACCAGGAAGUCAUAGUAGAUGCAUAUCUAAGAAACGUUCCAUUCAGAGCUGAACUAGUGUCUCCCUUUCCUGCUGCGGAGUAGACCUGGUGGGCUGCCAAUACAUUCCGCGAGUCUGUUUCUGUAGCCUACCCACAUUUUACUUAUUCUGUAAUUUCCUUUCAAUAGGAGUUAGUGAAGAAAUUCUCUUUUUCCUCCUCCUGCUUUUCUAAUUUCUUAAACGGAAUCAACGGAGGAAGUUUAGACUACUGGUCUCACCUCUUGACGACUUUGAGACAUUUGAUCUUAUGUUAUUUGGGAAUUUGACUAUUAUAGCCAAUUUAAGAAUGCAGGAAGCUGGAGAGUACACAAUGAAAAUGCAUCCAAUGUGGCAGGGACCACUUGUUGCUCCUGGGGGCAACAGACAAUCUCCUAUCGAUAUUCGGGUGCGCAAGAGUGUCUUUGAUCCGCAUCUCAAGCCACUGACCCCGGAUUACGACCCCAGGACAUGUUCACAGAUAUGGAAUAACGGGUACUCAUUCCUGGUUGAGUAUGAUGACACCACCGACAAAUCCACACUUAAAGGCGGUCCUCUGGAGGAUAACUUCCGGCUGUGUCAGUUCCACUUCCAUUGGGGGGAGAGCAACGCAUGGGGCUCUGAGCACACAGUGGACCGCCGCCUCUUCCCUGCUGAGCUCCACAUGGUCCACUGGAACUCUGAUAAGUACAGCCGGUUUGAGGAGGCGGUGAUGGAGGAGAAUGGACUGGCUGUUAUCGGGGUUUUCCUCAAGAUAGGGAAGAGACACGAGGGACUGCAGAAACUAGUAGAUGUCCUACCUGCUGUCAGACACAAGGACAGUGUUGUUGAGUUCACUAGGUUCGACCCAGCCUGCCUUCUGCCCACUAACAUUGAUGAUUACUGGACGUAUGCAGGGUCACUGACCACGCCUCCUCUGACCGAAGCUGUGACCUGGAUUAUCAUGAAGCAGCACAUCGAAGUCAGCCAUGAGCAGCUGGCUGUGUUUCGGAGCCUUCUCUUCACCUCAGCAGAGGAGGAGGUACAGAAGAGCAUGGUCAACAACUUCCGUGUGCAGCAGUCGCUGCAGGGACGCACUGUGCGUUCCUCGUUUACGCCCUUCCUGAAGGAGGAGCAACCUGCAAAGGGUCCACACACAGGCCACUGACCUUUACACAGAGACUCACUCGGACCCUUCAAACCAAAAUAAUGCAAUACCCUGGGAAGCACAUUUUUGGGCUAACAAAGUCUUACGUUUGACUCUACAGAAGUCAUACUGCUGGCAUCUUUCCAAACGCUUAUGCAUUCAGAAAGCACUCGGAUUUCACUUAAGUGCCAGGGAUUUUAUAAUUCCAAUGUCACCAUCUAAAAGCUGUUUUGUUGACCAUCCUUGGCACUAGACAGCUGUCUCACUGCCUGCUGUCCUGUCAAUAAGUGAAAGGCAUCAUCAACACAUGGCAGGUGUAUUGCUAUAGUCUAUGCUAACAGAUUUUUUUAAACCCCUGUCUUAGGUGAAUCAGGUUAUUUUUAUUUUUAUAGAUGCUCUGAAUGUUUAAGUUGUAAACCUUUUAUUAUUGAGUUCUUAACAGUCCCACUUGAAAUGCUUCCAGAAACCAAUGAGGGAUUCUGCUGAAAUACAGGUAACUGUCAAAAUAAAGGAAAACACCAACAUAUAUUGUCUUAAGAGGGUGUUGGGCCACCACAGCUUUAGUACAAGUGUCUGGAAGUCUUGGAGGGAUGCGACACCAUUCUUCCAAGAGAAAUUCCAGAAUUUUGUGUUUUGCUCCAGGAUCUCCCAUAAGUGUUUAAUUGAGUUGAGAUCUGGUUCCCGAGAUGGCUAUGGCAUAUGGCUUACAUCGUUUUUAUGCUCAAAACAUUCAGUGACCACUCGUGCCCUGUGGAUGGGGGCAUUGUCAUCCUAUGGGGGCGUAUCCAAAAUAAUGAUCUGCCCAGCAUUUUAAUACAUCACCCUAAGUAAGCAUGAUGGGCUGUUACCUGCUUAAUUAACUCAGGAAGUGCACCUGUGGAAGCAUCUGCUAUCAAUAUACUUUGUUUCCCUCAUUUACUCAAGUGUUUCCAUUAUUUUGGCAGUUACCUGCACUUUUAUACUAUCACCGAUUUUAAUAAUCUAAAGCAUAAGAAUAUCACACUCGUGUAUGAGCAGUACUCUUGCAGUAAUUGUUCUCCUUCCUUGACAAAGUAUUUGAGGUGAAAGGGCUCCAUAUAUGGAUGUGGGAUUUAGUUUGAAGGUUUAAGCUCUGAACUUGUUUACUGCACACAGCCGAAGAGAUUUGGUUCAUUGUAUUUGGGCCUAGCUAAGGCUCCAAACUGCACAAAUGAGUGUUGCUCAUUGCUUUGAAAGAUGUUUUAGAUUGAUUUUAUUACAUAGUCUAUUGAGUGGACUAGAAUGUACAUCUCACUAUCUGUAACUUAGAGGUAAAAAUCAUAUGUGUAGGAUGGACACCUUUAUAAGGCCUUAUAAGCACAGGGACACAGGCAUUUGUUACAACUAAUAUGCAGAACUAUUUUGUUGAAUUCAAUAGCAAACAUCUGUAUUUUAGCAUCUGUAUUUUAGCAUUUAAGCAUAUAUUCCUCUUGUAAUCAAAUUGUUCUGUUCUACUAAACAGGAAUCUACCAUAGUACCUUCUAUUUUAUGCAUCAUACUGACACACAUGGCGGUCACCUCUGUUCUCAUAGAUCAAUAGCUCACGGCAGUGUGUCUAUUCUGUUGGGGCCUGCUGGUCUAACGCAUAUCGAUAAUAUUCUGCCCCUACCAAGCUUAAGUCGGUCAAUUUGUAUGUUUUCCAGUUUCUGGUUUAGGCGCUGGGAGAGUUAAGAGGGUAUCACAUCAUUAACCUGUUAUCUUGUUGGUUCUGUAUUUAUUUAUUGGUGGAGGUCGGUAGGUUUUUACUUGCCUUUUUAGAAGCACUAGCAGCACACCGACAGAAAUCAUUCUCCUCCUGAUAUUUGUAUGUCAUUUCUUGAGACUUAAGCUUUUUCUGUACUUAUAUAAUUGAGAUUUUAAAGUUCCCAGAAGAACUGGACAGGGAUUACAGUGGAACAAACUACAUGCAUCAACUUUAAAACAUAACUACACUUAAUGUUAUGCUUUAAUAUCGUUCCAAAAGGUUAACUGUAAUAUAAGCACUGCUAUUCCCCAUGUUGACACAAAACCAUGAUACGUGAAAUAGCAAUUGUAAUACCUUGCUGCCUGUUUUCCAUUAGCCUACUUAUCGUUGCAGUUUUCUGGGUGUGCCUUCCAGUGCUUCACUGUUUUCAUCAAAGAAAGGGAGUGAUUGGAUAAAGAGGGGGGGUCUUAUGUUUGCAGUGUUCAGAGAAAGUGAAGUAGGUGCUAAAAAGAUUGGAGGAGAAAGGGAUUGAUUGGUUUGUUCUAUAAACAGGGAAUGAAAAGGUAGAGCAGACAUUGAGGCAACAUUUGUAUUGUUUGUUCUAUAAAGCAUUAAGUGAGUGAA